AGUUCUGGUCCCUGGCCACAACCAAAUAGUGACCCAUUCAUUGUUGCUUCUUUUUGCACGGUCUCAAUUUUAAAAACACUCAGGAUUGGUUGGUUAAUCAAGUUGAGCCUUUAAAAAACGUAUCCAUUAUGCUGUACCUCUUGUUAAUUGCUGCGACCAAUCCACAAACACAAAAAAUUAUAAUCAAGUACUACAAAUAUUGAUGGUUUGCUUUCCAUGCAUAGUGAACUUUGUUGAUUUCUUCUCUAUUUUCAUUCUCACUCCAUUUUCUUGCUUUCGAGAGAUGAUGAAUAGUAUCAAAUUUCUAAUAUUUCUCUUGAGUGUUACAGUAGCACAACCAUCAAAGGGACAAAACCAAUUGAUUUUUGCAGAUCAAAGACUUGCUAUAGUAUACCCCAUUAUCCAGAAAUUUAAGAAUACCAUCACUUCUGAUCCUUUAGGUGUUACAAAAUCUUGGGUUGGUCCAAAUAUAUGUAAUUAUACUGGUUUCUACUGUGAAAGUCCACCAGACAACAAAUCAGCAAUUGCUCUUGCUUCUAUUGAUUUCAAUGGAUUUCAACUUAGCGCUUCGACGCUUGAUGGCUUCCUUGAUCAGCUUCCAGAUAUAGCCAUUUUCCAUGCUAAUUCCAACAAGUUUGGUGGGACUCUGUCUCAAAAAAUCGCGAAUCUUCCUUAUCUCUAUGAACUUGAUAUUAGUAACAACCAAUUUUUUGGGCCUUUUCCUAGUGCAAUUUUGGGCAUGAAUAGCCUAAAUAUAUUAGACAUAAGAUUCAAUUCUUUCACCGGAUCAGUCCCACCUCAAUUGUUCACUAAAGACCAACUUGACGCGCUAUUUAUCAACAACAAUAAUUUCAUGCAAAGGCUUCCUGAUAAUAUCGCGAGCAGCCAUGUUAUUUAUCUUACCUUAGCCAACAACAGAUUUUUCGGUCCAAUCCCACGUAGCAUUUCGAAAAUCUUGUCGAGUUUGACAGAGAUUUUGCUGCUCAACAACUUGUUAAGUGGAUGUCUCCCUUAUGAACUCGGAUUCUUGAACGAAGCAGUAGUGUUCGAUGCUGGCAAUAAUAGACUUACUGGUCCACUUCCGUUCUCAUUAGGGUGCUUGGAAAAUGUCGAAAUCUUGAAUUUUGCUGGAAAUCAGUUGUAUGGGAUAGUACCUGAUGUGAUUUGUGCCCUGGGGAAUUUGGCCAAUUUAUCGUUGUCCAAUAAUUAUUUUACAGGAUUUGGGCCAAUUUGUUUGAGAUUGAUAGAAAAUGGAGUGCUUGAUUUGAGGAAUAAUUGCAUUCCUGGUCUUCCAUUUCAAAAAUCAAUUGCAAAAUGUGUAGCAUUUUUUGCUUACCCAAGGUACUGUCCAUACAUGGCUACAUAUAGUUAUAUUCCUUGUUGGCUUUCCAACUUCAAAACAACUCCUCUGGAUCUCCCUGAAUUGGCUCCUUAACAUUUCUAGUGAAAAAUAUUACAGCUGUGUAGAUGGGAAGAACUGGGGGCGAAUCUAUGUAUAAAAAAUAGAUCACGUGAAUUCAUGAUUACCCGAUUAAACUGGG
Messenger RNA from Lycium ferocissimum, 1541 nucleotides. RefSeq lists its product as uncharacterized. NCBI's taxonomy places the organism in Eukaryota, Viridiplantae, Streptophyta, Magnoliopsida, Solanales, Solanaceae. The coding region runs from base 203 to 1435 and encodes 410 amino acids. The record is from RefSeq and is a predicted model, not a curated record. The transcript has 2 exons.